AGACAAACGUUUUUUUCUUUUUACCCAGAGUGCAGCGUCCAUUCGGUCUUUCACAGGCAAGCUAAAAUGGCGUCAGCUCCCGAUUACAGUUCCUACAGUCAGGCCAGUGCUCAACCAGGGUAUGCCUCUUAUGGCACCCAGCCAUCACAGAGUUAUGGACAAACAGCACAGAAUUAUGGAUCAUACACCCAGCCUGCUGCAGCUGCUGCAGACAGCAGCUACACCCAGGCGACCCCUGCAGCUGCAGGAUACCCUCAGCAGCAACAGCAGUAUAGCUCCUCCUAUGGACAACAAGCAUCAGCUGCAGGCUAUCCCGCUGCUCAGUCUACAGCUCAUGGCUAUUCGCAGUCAACUCAAGGCUAUGGAGCCAGCGGGUAUGAUAGUACUCCAGCUGCAGCUACCGCUCCAGCCGCAUCCCAGUCGUAUGGCUCCCAGCCAGGCUACACCGCCCAGUCCGCCUACACUGGUUAUGGUCAACAGGCAGCUCCAGCUGCACCGCAGAGUUACAAUGCUAGCAAUCAACCAGCUAGUUACAGCCAGAGCAGCUACUCACAACCUGCGUCAUAUGGACAACAGCAGGCUGGUUACCAGGGUCAACAAGCAGGUUACAACCAGCAGCAGGGUUACCAGCAGCAGACAACUCAACAACAAGCUCCACCUGCCUACCCUCCUCAAACUGCUGGUUCUUAUGGUCAGCCUCCAGCCAGUCAGUACAACACACAAGGUGGACCACCUAGUUACAACCAGUCCAGCCAUUACAGUAGCUACAGGCAGGAUGGUCAGGGUGGAAGUUCUGGUUAUCCUGGCUCUGAGCCCGGAAGGUACUCAGGCCCAGGGGACAGCAGAGGUCCUGGCAGGGACGGCUUUGACCGUGGUGGCAUGAUGCAUCGUGGUCGCGGAGGCAUGGGGCGUGGAAUGGGCAGCGCUGGAGACAGAGGUGGCUUCAGUAAGCCUGGUGGCCCCAUGGGUGAUGAACGAGAAAUGGGACGACCAGAGGAGCAGGAUGAUUCCGAGAACAGUACGAUUUACAUCACAGGCUUGACUGAAAAGGCUAACCUGGAGGAAAUGGCUGAAUUCUUCAAACAUGUUGGCCCGAUAAGGAUGAACCGCAGGCUUGGCCAGCCAGCUAUCAACAUCUAUACGGAUAAGGAGAGCGGAAAGCCCAAAGGAGAUGCCACUCUGUCCUACGAGGAGCCCAUCUGUGCCAAGGCUGCUGUAGAACAUUUUGAUGGAAAGGAGUUUCAAGGCCGACGGCUCAAGGUGUCAAUGGCUCGUCGAAAGCCAAUGCUGGGUGGCGGAAUGAGAGGGGGCAUGCCCAUGCGUGAUGGCAUGAUGGGCCGAGGAGGCAUGAUGGGUCGUGGAGGAGACAGAGGAGGUUUCGGCCUUCGAGGUGGUCCACGUGGAAUGGGUAGAGGUGGACCCACUGGAGGCAACAUGCAGCAGAGAGCUGGGGACUGGGAAUGUCCAAAUCCUGGCUGUGGCAACCAGAACUUUGCCUGGAGGAUGGAGUGUAACCAGUGCAAAGCCCCCAAACCAGAGGGUCUUGGCGGCGGUCCUCCCUUUCCCCCUGGAGGUGACAGAGGCAGGGGUGGAAUGGGAAUGCGUGGGGGCAGGGGCAUGGACCGCGGGGGACCUGCAGGAGUCGGGGGUCCCGGCGGCCCCGGAGGCUUCCGUGGAGGCUGGGGAGGCGACCGUGGUGGGUUUAGAGGACGCGGUGGAAUGGACAGGGGAGGUUUCCGAGGGGCCGGGCGUGGAGGCCCACCAAUGGACCGAAUGGGUGGCAGAGGUGGAAGAGGAAUGGGACCACCAGGUGGCAAGAUGGAUAUGAGGGACCAUCGUCAGGAGCGCAGAGACAGACCUUACUAAAGAGGCACAGUUCUGUGGAAACUGUUUUUUAAAAACCCUUUUAAGUUAUGAUUCCAUAUUUUGAUGGUGUAGAACUGCUUUCACAUGUCUUGUGCAGUUGGUAAACUCAUGGCUCAUUUUUUUCCUCUAAUUCAUGUUUAUGCAACGUUCUGUAUUGUGCAUGUUUUUGUUUAUUUUUUAACAUGUAGAUUAGCUUUGAAUUUGUAUCAUACGACAAUGCAGUUUACUUCAUUGGUUAGUAUAAUUGCCUCCCUUCUCCCACAAGUUAUAAUUGUAUGGUGAUAAACUUGGGAAAUAAAAUUUUACUGAUUUGAUGUUCA
Molecule: messenger RNA, 2186 nt
Organism: Oryzias latipes (Japanese medaka)
Lineage: Eukaryota; Metazoa; Chordata; Actinopteri; Beloniformes; Adrianichthyidae
Gene: ewsr1b
Product: EWS RNA-binding protein 1b
Biological process (GO): regulation of DNA-templated transcription
Molecular function (GO): RNA binding
Source: RefSeq, a predicted model, not a curated record